AUGGGUGUGGAUUAUUAUAAGAUUCUUCAGGUGGACCGAAAUGCCAAAGAGGAUGACCUCAAAAAAUCCUAUCGGAAACUCGCCAUGAAGUGGCACCCCGACAAAAACCCUAACAACAAGAAAGAUGCCGAAGCCAAAUUCAAACAAAUCUCAGAAGCCUACGACGUAUUGAGUGAUCCACAGAAGAGGGCAGUUUAUGAUCAAUUCGGAGAGGAAGGAUUAAAGGGGCAGGUGCCACCGCCAGGUGCGGGUGGAUUUACUGGCGGGUCGGAUGGAGGGGGACCAACAAUGUUCCGUUUCAACCCUCGCAGUGCAGAUGACAUAUUUUCUGAAUUUUUCGGGUCCUCUAGCCCGUUUGGAGGAAUGGGGGAUAUGGGAAGCGGGUCACGGGCCGGGGGAUCAGGUUUCACGAGGAGUAUGUUUGGGGAUGAUAUAUUUGCUUCAUUUAGGAAUGCUGCAGGAGGGGAAGGGGGUUCGAGUGGCAUGCCGCGCAAGGCGGCUGCAAUUGAGAGGAACUUGCCGUGCAGUUUGGAGGACUUGUAUAAGGGGACUACAAAGAAGAUGAAGAUUUCCAGGGAUGUUAUGGAUGCAAGUGGGAGGCCCUCCACUAUGGAGGAAAUUCUUACAAUUGAAAUUAAGUCCGGGUGGAAGAAGGGAACCAAAAUAACUUUUCCAGAGAAAGGAAAUGAAAUGCGAGGUUAUAUACCAUCUGAUUUAGUUUUCAUUAUUGACGAGAAGCCUCAUAGUGUAUUCAAGAGGGACGGGAAUGAUCUAAUUGUCACCCAGAAGAUCUCUCUGGUCGAAGCUCUGACGGGAUAUACUGCACAAUUGACGACGCUUGAUGGAAGGAAUUUAACAAUACCCAUCAAUUCCAUUGUCAAUCCCACCUAUGAAGAAGUCGUCAAAGGGGAAGGGAUGCCCAUCCCAAAGGAACCCGGCAGAAAGGGUAACUUACGAAUCAAGUUCAACAUUAAGUUCCCUAGCAGGCUUACGUCCGAGCAGAAAACAGGGAUUAAGCGAUUGUUAACAUCUUCAUGA
Molecule: messenger RNA, 1038 nt
Organism: Fraxinus pennsylvanica
Lineage: Eukaryota; Viridiplantae; Streptophyta; Magnoliopsida; Lamiales; Oleaceae
Source: the annotation of a GenBank genome assembly